Molecule: messenger RNA, 468 nt
Organism: Emericellopsis atlantica
Lineage: Eukaryota; Fungi; Ascomycota; Sordariomycetes; Hypocreales; Bionectriaceae
Exons: 1
Coding region: 1-468 (155 amino acids)
Source: RefSeq, a predicted model, not a curated record
AUGGCCCCAUCCAUUACUUCCAUACUGUAUGGCCUCGCCUUUUUCUCCAGCUUGGCAAGCGCCGCCGAAUUCGAGGGCAGUAUCCAAGGAAGCUACAAGAUAUGCGAAAAAGGCGGCACGAACUGUUGGAAACUCAGCGACGACAAUAGCAGGAUUGUGCAGUCUCCCGACGGGGACUGCUUCGAUUUCCUAAAGGUGGGACGAUUGGGUCAAAACAGGAGCGAUAAAAUCCGUGCUUGCAACGGUGCUGGGAGACUUGACCAGAGCGGAGUUCUUGGUGAUUAUUGCACUAUUACCGUCGGAAAUAGCAAGGGCCUGGACGCUGGUCUGUUCAAGAAGGACGAUGGUUACCACGUCAAAACAUACGGCGCUGUUGCUUGCGGUGGUGAGCUGUGCUACACCGGCGGUACCUUGAACAGAGCCAGGGGUUGUGCAUAUGAAGUCACUGAAUGUACCUGCAGUUCCUAG